GUUAACGAGGAAUUGCCCUAUCCCUUCGCAAGCGCUUCCAAGCUCUAGGUCUAGCACUACCACUAGAUUGAUUGAAAAGCAAGCUACCUAUAACUAAGUAGAAGUAGUAGAAGAACAAGAAGUUUUUAGUACGUAUCUAGUUCUAGUAAGAUAAAGAAAAAACGAUACAGACCACGACAGAAAAAGAGGGAAAGGACAUGACAGUCGCCAUCGAUCCCUCACAUAGCAUGGAGGAAGAUCUUCCAGAGUGGCUCCUCGAGACGCAGCGAGGACUUGGGCAGGCAUUGGAUAAACCACGCUUGACCGCUGACAGGCUAAUAAAGCCUCCCUUUCGUUAAGGAAAUUUGUUUUUGUGAUUCUUAGGCCAUCUCGCCUGCUUAUUUUCAGAGGUAUCAGUCGUGAAAAAAGAAGUAUCAUGUACUCAAUUCGUGUUGAUGUAAGGGACCCGUGGUGCAUCUUCCCGUUUUUUGAUCAUCAUGACUGAGCGAACGAGGAGACAAUUUUUUCAGUUUCUAAUGCCCUUUUCUCUUCGACAUAGUCGCGGCUCUGUUUGAGUUAUAUGCACUGGACUGUUUUGAUGAGCUCCUGCCAGCAAACUACACACCGAGUACGAAACAAGAGAAAAUAGAAUGGUAACUAUUUUUGAUGUAGAGUUUAUCUUCUAAUAAGUAAGUAACUUGAACGGACAAAAUACGCACGUUCUACUCUACUUCAUGAUGAAUCGGUCACCCCGUUUGGGCCUCGAUCGUUUCCUCUGAAACAACAAACAUCUUCAAGGUUAACCCAGUGGGCGUCGAUCGUGUCGUCGGAGCUUGGGGAAGGCAUCGAGAUCAGUGCUUUGAAGGUAGUAUGCGGACACGAACCAGAGAGGACCAAUUUUUUGCUCCAAAAAACAUGGCAACUAGUCCUUCAGAGAGCAGAACCGAAGUUAAGACAUGAUCGACGGACAAUUAUUGUAUCUUAAACAAGUCUUGCAGAACAUCUUGGUCCUCCCUACUUUUGUUAUUUGAACAGGGAAUAAAACGGGUUGGAUCAAAUGGAUAGAGGCGGGUUGGAUAGAGGCGGGUGCUGGAUCAAGAAGAUAGAUGUAACAUCUAUGAAUAGAUAGAUGUAACAUUGUUCCUGAACAAUAGAUAGAUUUUCAUCGGUAGAAGUUCUAACGAAGAGGCAGAUGAAUGCAACUUCAUCGCUGUUUGGUGUAACUGCAGAUGGAGCUGGAGGAGUGGAGAUGCCGCAUAGUACAGAGCCGGCACCGGCAGGAGGUACUUAUAUCAAGACAAGAACUUCUUGAUGAUCAUGAUCUUUGACACAAGGACCUCGAUGUUGACCGCAUGUGAGAGUAUGAUGUCUAGGCACAAGUAGAACAUUUAGACCAGGAUUUUUCUCGUUGCACAACCGUACUUUUUUUUCAAAAAUGCCGCCAGUGGCAAGGCCUGGCGAACUCCCCUACGCCUUGGACGCUGCGCGGCCGUGGGCCAUCGGCGCCGUCGAUAUCGACAGCGAAGCACCUCCCAAGGCGAACCGGCCCGCCAUGAAUGAUAGCAAACCCCGACCAAACGGCGGAGCGAGCCAAGGGGUACGCAAGACGGGUCCAUCUUGAAAAAAGCAGAGGCGACAAAAAUGGGGGUCAUUUUGCACCCCAUUUUUGAAAAUAAAACGUCGACACUUUUUUCGGCAUUAAAACGGCCCCCUUCCGUGGGGCCUGGGGGGGUACAGCAGGCGACACUUUUGGCCCCAAAAGUGUCGCCUUUUGUACCCCCUCGUUUGGGGGGUCAAAGUGGACCCUUUUUGCCACCCCUUUUGACCCCCUCCCGAGCCUCCCAGACCAGAGCCUCCGAAGGGAGGCGGCUCCUCUGGGGACGCCUACGAAGUCCACUGGUUGCCAUCCCAGACGAGGGGCUCCGGCUCCGCGGGUCCACUGCGAGUCUGGCUGAGUGGCGACGUCGGUCCAUAGAGAAUUGGGCCCCCUUAGGCUAGCCAGAAACGAAAAAAGAAAUAAGGUCGUGCAACGAGAAAAAUCCUGGUCUAAAACAUAUGCGGCUGCAUCAUAGGUAGGUGUAUUCACAAGUAGAACAUAUGCGGCAUCAUAGGUAGAAAAUGGUCUUGAUCACGACUGUAAUGGUCUUGAUCACGCUCGACUGUCAGGUGUCGUAAAGCAACUGGAGCCCUCCGCUGAUUUCAAAGCUGCGCUAGCCGCCAUGACUGCAUAUUAUGACUUUUCGAGUCUGUGACUGGUAGUGGACAACGUGAAUCCAUACCCCAUCUUCCUGAUGAAAAAAUUUACUUAUACAAUGAAAAAACUACAACUACUUGGUCGUGAUCUAGAUGAAGUACUUAACAGUGAAUGGUUCCGGUAUUUGGUAACCUGAAUUUGAUCCUACGGGAAAACAAGAGGAGAACCCUUAGGAUCAAACUCAGGCAACCAAAUACCAGAACCAUACAAACAGGGUUGUCGUAUUCGCUCCUCCUCAUCCUUCUCCUCCUCCUCAGUCGCUACUUCUAACCCUCCAACCGAGACUGGUUGGAGAGCGACGAGUACAAAAAGGUUCAGAAAAUCGAGGUUCCGAUAGCCCUAGAUGAGGAUAGUGAUGAGGAAAUCGGCGCGUGCUCUCCUGUCGGCGGUCGAGACGGAGACGGUGCAGCUGAACUGGAUAACGAUAAGCUGUUUGGAGGCAACUCGGAAGAAAGGGAUAGCAAUGAGGACUAUGGUAUUUUUGUUUCGUCAUUUUGUUGUUUUAUUUCAUUUUUACCAACUUGGGCGUAGUUCAACAUCUAGGAUUUGCUACCUUUCUCUCCUCUUGUUGGUUUCUUCAUUCAGCUACAUCAAUAUCUGACAUCAACAUGUUUUUCACUCAUGAUCUGUCUGGUGUCAUUGUCUCCCGUAUGUUACAAUCCUACAACUUGUUCCCCUACCUCUCUACUUCCAGAUGUCCUCGACGACGCCCAGCUUACGAAGCGUGAACAAGCCAAGAUAAAGGCCAAGGAGGAUCUCGAGAACGAUGAGAAAUUUUCGAAAAUGAAAAACCUGAUGAACGACAUCGAUGCUGCACUAGGCGAAGAUGAUGAUAGUCCUAGUCCAGCACGUAGAGGUGGAGAAAGAUCGAAAGAGAUGCGAUAGUACUUAAAUGUGCUUUCUUUGAUGUUUCUUUCUCUUGAUGUUUUUUAAGCUUUUUAUUUCACUUAUGAAGAUAUUACUCUUCCCCCCGGAACACAGUGAAGUUACAUCUGGCGGCCCUUGAGUAGAAGAUACCCCCUUACUAUGUAAGUGGACUGGUGCAACCGGGGACUCUCCGACACAAUUCAGAUAGAAAGUACAACCAGUUGUAGCUUCUAGUUCUAUCUUGAAACAACAAGAACAACUCAUGUCUUUUGUCAAGAAAUUAUAACGUCUUUUGUCAAGAAAUCAUGUCCUAAACCAAAUUCAACACAUCAGUGUCGGUCCACCCGCUGGUCACAUGCCCAGCAGCUGGGCUAUGGACGCGCGACCCUCGAGUCGAGUAGCCGGAGACGCGAGAGGUCGUCAACGUGCUGCACAGCUACAGCAAUACAAUUUACGGGUAUUUCUCUAGUACCCAUUUAAGGAUGAAAUAAAAAUCAUGACUUAAAUGCAGCAGAAAAGCAAGACGAAAAAAUACAACAACAAGUACCCGCUAUGAGAUGACGGAACCCAGAUCGAUGAAGAUGUUUGAAUCCUACUAAUGAUCCUAUCACCAUCUAAAACACUCUUCGCCUGCUAUCUCUAAUCAACCAGAGUGAAGAAGGUGGUUCUUCUUCCUCGUCGGAUGAAGAUGACGCAAAUAACCGUCAUAAUCGAAGCAGAUCUCCUGAAGCACCUCCACCAGGAAGGAGUAGCAUAGUUUCCUCCGAGGCUCACGACGGACCGCAGGUUAUGUAUUUUCAGCAUGACACAUCUUCACCAGGAAAUCGACGUGGUCAAAGUGUUAAGGCUGAAUUUUUUUAUAAUUAAUACCAUCUAAGUACGUUGAGAUUGACAAGCAUCCUUUCCGCUACCUCCGGUUCUUCGAAGGCGGGGAAAAUAGGUCCACAGAGUAAAAAUAUAUCUCAACUACACAGAUGCAUAUGCUACAACGAGAAGACCCACUCUAAGAGUGGUCGCAACAGGUAUGGAGUUGGUAGUGGAGGCAUAUCUGGAGAGGGAGCUUACGGAGGAUCCGAAUUCGAUCCGCCAGAGGAACAGUUAAUGCGUGUACUAAUAGUACUCGUUCUUGCUACCCACUCGUCCUCGUCAUGAGUGGGCCACGUUGAUUGAACUGUGUGUAGUACAUAGAGAUAGAGGUUGGUACUUUUAUUGAAGAGCAGUGAACACAUGAUCAUCUGUUCAUCUUGAUCUUCAGUUUAUUUUUGAGGUGGACCACUUUUCUGUGAGUCCUGAUAGAUACGAUCGUGACAGCCUCUAACAAAACAAAAGAGCAAGAAUAAGGUGUAUCCCAAGAGUAGGAGUGCUGGCGGUGCUCGCAUGGUAGCUGGCGGCUCAUCUUCCUCGUCUGCCACGAAUAUCAAUGCACCAGAUCAUAACGACCUUGGUGCAGUUGCACCAGGUGGAAGGACCUGCUCCAUGUUGGCCAGAGGAGGCGGCGGCCAUCACUAUUCCAGCGAUGAAGAUGAAGAUGGGCUUCUUCAUGAUCGAGCAGGAGGACAGCCACGCGGUAAACCUUCAGCUUCCACUGGAGGACAGUCUUUUCCUCAGUCCAGAACACGUGUCCGGGCACGCAUGGUAGCGGAGAGCUUCCAGCCAGACGAACAAGGGGAAGACGAUGAAGAAGAAGUUGUAAAUGAACAACAUAACAAUGAACAACAACUACUGGCACAAGAACAGGAGAACGAAGUAGAUCCACAUAUAGCUAGUGGUGAAGAUGAACAUGGACAAAAUGAACAUCAAGCUGUGAAAAACAGUGACGAAAAUGAAGAACCAGGCGCAGCGGAUAAAAAUGCACUAGAAAACUCUGAAAACUCUGAAGUAGGACAAAAUCAAAAAUCUGAGAAUACAACAAAUGAAGAAGACAUAAAAAUGAAGCAAUCUUCAAGCACUGGAGAAGAUACUAAUGUCGCAGAAGCUGGAGGUGGAAAAGCAGACGAAAAUGGGAACCAUAACGAUGAACAGCAAGCAGGAGAAGUUGACAGGACAUGCUCCGAAGACAGAAGUAGUCCUAUUAAGGUCACUCCUUGCUACUUUUCUUUCUGCAGACCAAUCAAUGAUCUGGAUUGAUGAAAAACCUCCACUACUACAAACUUAUUGUUCCGCUAAUAUGCAGGUAGUUCUACAAAGAGCUCAAUCUUGUUCUGCGUAAGAUGAAACGAGGUGCACUCUUUAAUCUCAGUGACGGCGAAUCUACUGAUAUUGCGGGUGGACAGGCAAUGCUGCAGGAUUUGCGGGUUGGGUUAGAAAACUGGGUUCCGUAUUUGGCUAAUGCACCCGCCUCAGCUUUGCGUGCAAGGAGUGGGAAGAAAGACUUAUGAUAGUGAGAAUUGCAUUUACAGAUAGACUUCCAAGAGUCCCAACGAAUAGCGAAGACAGUGAGUAGAUUGAGACCUAAAAAUCCUGUUGAUGAAUCAUCAAGGAUCGAUGAAUUACUUGGACAACUAGAGCUUCACUUUUUUUCGUAGUAGAACAGCAUGUUGUAGUGGUAUAUUUUCGUUUUCCCUUGAGCUUUCAGAAUAAUAAAUACUGGUUAGAAGUUGAUGUUCAUGUCGUAACAUGAUGAGACCAUAUUGAAGAUGUUGUUCUCCCUUACCGAUAUCCAGAUUCUAAAUUAACACAGCAGCUGCAAGACCUCCACUCAGCACCAGCAGGAUAGCAAUGUAGCGGGACGAGACGUAGUUUCGUUGUUCCAAAUAAUCCUUUGUGCUGUGGGCGCCGACAGUGAGCCAGUAGAAAGAUUCGGGGAGCCAGGAUCUAUAGGCAGUCUAGCCGAAGAUCUAAGCGAGAAACUACCUAACGAUUGGGCGUUUCAUUUAUGGCAAGUACGUGUAAGCGGUAGUGGUUACAGCAUUGAUCUACUCUCUCUUAAUCCUAACUUUAGCACGUAGUACUUGCAAGAUUGAUCUUAUACUUCUCUACAGUUGUAUCUACUUUUACCUGAUCUGGAUUUUUGGGCACCAUGCCAACAUUUAUUCGAGCGUAACAAGAACCACCAGAGAUAGCAAGCACUUCUCUACAGUUGUAUCUACAACUUUUACCUGAUGUGGAGGAUUUUUGGGCAGCACCAUGCCACUGAUCUGGAUUUUUGGGCAGCCAUAUAUUCUAAGACUAAGUAAUCUUUUCGAUCAUCUAUUUGUAUCUACCUUUGCCUGAUCUGGAGGAUUUUUGUGCACCAUGCCAUAUAUUCUAAGACUGUAAGUAAUCUUUUCUUUUCGAUCAUCUCCUAAUUGUCCUGAUGACCGAGAAGCCGAGUCAGUUGCUCCAGAGGUACGAUUUCGACGAGGUUGUGGAAUCUUUGCAAGGAAUCCUCCAGUUGCAACCUCCAUCCGCCUUGUACGAAAUCUAUCCGCCUUUACGUCCCGAAGAAGACGAGCAGGACGAGCUAUAUCACGAACCUCUGGCCAGUGAAAUCACACAAGCGGGACAGUUUAAUUAUUAUGAAGGUGAAGGAAUUUGAAAAUGUUGAAAUUGCGUGGCUAGACUCACGGAUGAAUAUGUAAUAUCGAUGUUUUUAGUCCUUGAAUUAUGAUAGAUUAACAUUAAGAAUAAGAUGAAUAACUUGUUUGAUGAUUUCAUUUUUCUGAUCUUUCCAUCCUCUUUUAUGCGUGUUCUUUUUGAUUAUAAGAUUUAAAGCAGGAAUAGAAGACUAGAGAUCAUUAGUCAAACGCCGUCUAGUCCUUUCGACAUUCGUAGAAUUAGUUGGUCUACUUGUUGUUGUAAGUCUAGAAGAUCAGCAUCCCUCUUUCACUAUGUUCGCGGACCGAGAGAGGACACUGUCGGGUAUUCGCGCUUCAACUCGACGGCGGCGAGCAUACUACGAGGAUGAGGUGGAAUCGUACUAGGUGAGCAGAUCAUUCUACUGCUAGAGAACACGGUAGUUAACGCUAACAAGCUACAAUAUCAAUACUAAACUUUUUGCACCAUUGCCUUGCUACUUCAGAAGAAUAUUCAUCAAAAUUCCAAAAAAUGCAUCAAUAAUUCAACAUUUUCAUGAAUGAGAAAAACGAGCAUCAAAUUGACCUUGGUCUUCAGUCAAAGAUUGCUGGGAGAGGGA
Messenger RNA from Amoebophrya sp. A25, 7214 nucleotides. NCBI's taxonomy places the organism in Eukaryota, Dinophyceae, Syndiniales, Amoebophryaceae. The record is from the annotation of a GenBank genome assembly.